CGCAAUCUUUGACCGGCUGUUGUGUAGCGGAGUGACAGGUAUGGCGGAGGCAAUGGAUCUGGGUAAAGACCCCAAUGGGCACACUCAUUCCUCCACUCUGUUCAUGAGGGGAGACGGGAGCUCUAUGUCGUUUUACGUGCGGCCCAGCCCCGCCAAGCGCCGGCUGUCGACGCUAAUCCUGCACGGUGGCGGAACCGUGUGCCGGGUGCAGGAGCCCGGGGCCGUGCUGCUGGCCCAGCCCGGGGAGGCGCUGGCCGAGGCCUCGGGCGACUUCAUCUCCACGCAGUAUAUACUAGACUGCGUGGAGCGCAACGAGAGGCUGGAGCUGGAGGCAUACCGGCUGGGACUGACGGAGCAGGCUCCAGACACAAAGCCCGGGGCUUCCACCGACGGCUCCACGGAGCUGGAGCCGCAGCCUCUGACCGGGCGCCUCGCCUUCACGGACGCGGACGACGUGGCCAUCCUGACCUACGUGAAGGAAAACGCCCGCUCGCCCAACUCGGUCACAGGCAACGCCUUGUGGAAAGCGAUGGAGAAGAGCUCGCUCACGCAGCACUCCUGGCAGUCGCUCAAGGACCGCUAUCUCAAGCACCUGCGGGGCCAGGAGCACAAGUACCUGUUGGGAGACGCCCCGGUCAGCCCGUCCUCCCAGAAGCUCAAGCGGAAGGCUGAACAGGACCCCGAGGCUGCGGAUAGCGGAGAACCACAAAACAAGAGAACACCAGACUUGCCUGAAGAAGAGUGUGUGAAGGGAGAGACCAAGGAGAAUGAUGAAUCAGUCAAAAAACUCUUUGAGGAAGCCACUCGGGAGUUUGAAGAAGCUGUGGUGGGUGAGAGUCCUGACUUUGAAAUACAUAUAACCAUGUGUGAUGAUGAUCCUCCCACACCUGAGGAAGAUUCUGAAACACAGCCAGAUGAGGAGGAAGAGGAGCCAAAAGUUUCUACACAAGAAGUGGGAACUGCCAUCAAAAUCAUCCGGCAACUAAUGGAAAAGUUUAACUUGGAUCUAUCAACAGUUACACAGGCUUUCCUGAAAAACAGUGGUGAGCUGGAGGCCACUUCCUCCUUCUUAGAGUCUGGUCAAAGGUCUGAUGGUUAUCCAAUUUGGUCCCGGCAAGAUGACUUAGAUUUGCAAAAGGAUGAUGAAGACACUAGAAAUGCAUUGAUCAAAAAAUUUGGAGCUCAGAAUGUUGCUCGGAGGAUUGAAUUCCGAAAGAAAUAAUGGACAAGAUAAUGAAAAAAGGUGUGGCCGAUGAAGAUAUCAAUAUCUUGUGACCAUGGAAACCGAGCAGUACUGCUGUUCUGUGAGCCCCAGAUUUUGUAGCCAAGCAGUGUUUUGUAGCAGAAUGAAACAAAGAAACUGGAUCUAGAGUGGUCCAUGGCAAGUAUCUCUGUUUGUGAUAGGGAAAUCUAAACCAGAGAGGUUUGUCUAUACAGUAGCAAUUCUUUGUUGGAAGGCAACCCCUGUUUUAUUGUGACAGGAGCCUGGUGACAAAAAGUUGGAAAUGAAAAGGCAUGGAUCUUUUCACUCUGUCUUUCGGCAGAAGUCAUUUUAGACGAAGAGUCCCAAACCAAGAGUCUAGAAAUAAGAUUUAAUUGCAAAGCUUAUUACAUGGACUGCUCUAAACCAUCCUCUCUAUCCCAGGAAGCUCUGAUUUCUACUGUGUUGAAAAAUCCCAUAUUCAGCUUGCUAAGAGUAUUUGUAAACGCUGCUCCUCCCAUGGCUGUUGCUUUUUGAGCUCUCAGUCAAGUCUCUAGUAUGUAUUUGCUUACAUUUUGUGUAACACUAAAACUCUAGACUUGUGGGCGUGUCCAGUCUUUUGACAUUAUAACAGAUGUCAUAUACAAACUUUAGUCAAGAAUCAAAGAAAAAAAUCAAAUUACACACAUGUAAAAACAUCUCAAAAAACCUCUGUGCUAUCAGUUUAUGACUCUGUAGCUAUCCUCAGCCACAUGGAGGCUGCUGGUUAGAUACUGUUAAUUGUGAUGUGUUGUUUUUAAAUUUUAUCAAACAUAAGUUUUCUGUUGAAAAUUAUGCUAGACUUAAAAUUUAGUAGGUUGGUCCACUUUUGUGUUGCUUUUAGCAUUCAAAAUAAAUAGAAUUUUGUACUUGA
Phodopus roborovskii (desert hamster) is the source of this 2114-nucleotide messenger RNA. It is a transcript of the gene Terf2ip, whose product is annotated as TERF2 interacting protein. The transcript is spliced from 3 exons. NCBI's taxonomy places the organism in Eukaryota, Metazoa, Chordata, Mammalia, Rodentia, Cricetidae. The record is from RefSeq and is a predicted model, not a curated record. Gene Ontology annotation, cellular component: shelterin complex. The coding region runs from base 41 to 1222 and encodes 393 amino acids. Gene Ontology annotation, biological process: regulation of DNA-templated transcription; telomere maintenance via telomere lengthening. Gene Ontology annotation, molecular function: telomeric repeat DNA binding.